AUGCCACCUGCAAAGAAAAAGACAACGACAAACGCAACUGAAAAGAAGGCUGCACCAGCAAAGACAACUGGAAAGCGUGCUGCCAAUGCUGACAACACCAAUGUCGACACCAACAAUGCCAAGAUCGCCAAAAAGCAAAAGGUUGCCCAAAAGCCAGCAGCAGACGAGAAGAAGCCAGCAACCAAAAAGCAACAACCUGCUAAGGAGGAAAAGAAACCUGCAGCUAAGAAGCAACAACAACCUGUGAAAGAAGAGAAGAAGCCUGCAGCCAAAAAGCAACAACCAGCAAAGGAAGAGAAGAAGCCUGCAGCUAAGAAGCAACAACAACCAGCAGCAAAGGAAGAGAAGAAGCCUGCAGCUAAGAAACAACAACCAGCAGCAAAGGAAGAAAAGCAACCCGCCAACAAGAAGCAGCCUGCCAACACUAAGAAAGCUACUGUCCAGAAGCAAAAGGGUGGUGCAGUCGAGAAGAAGGCAGCUGCCAAUAAGAAGACUGAAUCCAAGCAAUUGAAGAAGGCUGUUGAAAAGGCUGCUGAAGAAUCGGAUUCUGAUGAGGAACAAGAGGAUCAAGAAGAUCAAGAAGAGUUGACCGAGGAUCAAGAGGAUGCUUUGCGUAAAGAAAUCUUGGGCGAUCUCGUCAGCAGUAGCGAAGAUGAAGGUGCUGAUAGCUCGGAUGAGGAAAACGAGGAUAUUAUUGCAUUGGAUGAAGAGGCAUUGAAGAAGAGCAAAGAGGAAACCAAGGCACAGUUUGACAAAAAAGCAAAGAAGGCUGACAAGAAGAAAGAAGAUAUCAAAACGGGUGUCGUUUACCUUGGCAGAAUUCCCCAUGGUUUCUAUGAGGAGCAAAUGCAAGGCUACUUUUCGCAAUUUGGUGACGUGAAGCAGCUUCGCUUAUCACGCAACAAGAAGACCGGUGCAUCCAAGCAUUACGCAUUCAUUGAAUUUGAGUCUGAGGACGUUGCCAAGAUUGUUGCUGAGACUAUGGAUAACUAUCUCUUGUUCGGUAAAUUACUUCAAUGCAAAUAUAUACCACCCGAAUCAGUGCACAGCAAACUCUUUGUGGGCGCCAACAAGGUCUUCAACACAAGAAUCGCAAAGGUUGUUCAAAAGGACAUGGUCAAGAAAUUCAACGCAAAGAGAACCCCCGAAGAAUACAAGAAGCGCGUAGAACGACUUGUGGCUCGUGAGGAGAAACGGCGGAAGGACAUUGAAAAGGCUGGCAUCAAAUACUCUUUCCCUGGUUAUGCUGCCGAAUGGGAAAAGAAACAAAAGGCAUCAUCUAAGUAG
This is a messenger RNA of Lichtheimia ornata, 1287 nucleotides long. RefSeq lists its product as uncharacterized. The coding region runs from base 1 to 1287 and encodes 428 amino acids. Lineage: Eukaryota; Fungi; Mucoromycota; Mucoromycetes; Mucorales; Lichtheimiaceae. The record is from RefSeq and is a predicted model, not a curated record. Gene Ontology annotation, cellular component: nucleolus. Gene Ontology annotation, molecular function: RNA binding. The transcript is spliced from 4 exons. Gene Ontology annotation, biological process: maturation of LSU-rRNA from tricistronic rRNA transcript (SSU-rRNA, 5.8S rRNA, LSU-rRNA).